CUAAGAGGAAAUAGUAGUCACAUAAUAGUAAAGGUAAUGCCGCUACCGUAACCCCCACCAUCAAGUCUGAGAGCCAUAUUCUUAAACAUUUCAACGCCCAAGCACAGAUAUUCGACAAGGCUUUCAUAGGAGUUAUCCCCGCUGAGUGCCGCGCCCCGCCCCCCGCCACCUGACCCCUGGAUCGGCCACUCUCCGGACCGCUCGCCUCCCGCCCGGGCACCCCCAUCGUCUCCUCCAGCAGAGGCCGCCCACGCACCCCUCUCGGCUUGGCCCACCGCUCCUCCAGCCGCCUCAGCCUCGUCACCCGUCCCUCCAGCCGCCUCCGACCCCUCAACAUCCCAAAGGAGGAGGAGGAGGAAGAGGAGGGAACAGAGGACAUACCCGAGGACGACGACGACGACGACGAGAGCAGGGAUUACUCAACGCUUGCCACACGCGAAAGUUUCUCAGGCACCUCGCGCAGCAGCAGCACCGGGGGCGACAACACAGAGCUCUCCCGCGACACCUACAUCUCCAGGCACUCCAGGUACUGCAGGUGCGCCUCAACACAGGAAAUCGAGGACGAGGACGAUUUCGAGGACGAGGACGAGGACGAAGACGAGGACGACGAGGACGACGAGGAGGACACAGACAUGGUGGAGGCGAAGGUGGUUUACGCCUCCAGCCACGACCCUUCCUUCCCCCCCGCGGCCAUCCUCGACGGGCGUCCGGACACGUUCUGGGCCUCGACCGGACUGUAUCCUCAGGUUGUAGUAGUGACCUUGCCGGGCGUCACCUCCGUGGAGUCCUUGUCUAUCUUGGCGUACAAUGUUCGCCGCGUGGUCGUUGCUCGCAGCGUCAAAAGUCUUCCCACCGACUUCGAAGAUGUUGUGGAAAAGGAACUGCCGCAGGUCGAUGGCAAACUGCAAAAUUCCGUGUUGUCCGAACAGGUGACGGCGGCCCACCUCAGGCUGACCAUCACUGAAGGUCAUGGCCACUUCUGUUCACUGCACAAGGUGACGGUGGUGGGGUCAAGCGGUGGUCAGCCAGAGCAGGGGUCAGCCAAGAUCACUGCUAUUGUGAGCAGCCCAAAGAUGCAACAACAAUCACCAACUCGGGUCAGGCCUAAGGUCAUUCCCGUGCGGAGGUCAGGGCCGGAGAUGGACGGGGGAAUGGAUCUCACGGUAGCUCCUGACCUCACCCCCACCGACGUGGACGAGUUCUGAGCACACACUACACAAGUCCAGGCCCAAGGGGCAGCUGUAGUGAAGCCUUAUAUGCGGUUCAUGCUAUCUUGGUGGACAGAUCUCUCACCACUUUUCUUCCCCACUCCAUCUAGCAACUAAUCACGAGUUACUUUGUGAACCUAAAUGACUGUCAUGGGCUUUGGAUCCCAUAUGUAACUUCUUUGAAAUUAUGUCAGAGCAAAAGGUUAAACUAUAUACAUAGUGAUUUAAAAUGAUUGGUCUACUCUUAUUCAACUAUUCGUAAAUAC
Molecule: messenger RNA, 1474 nt
Organism: Eriocheir sinensis (Chinese mitten crab)
Lineage: Eukaryota; Metazoa; Arthropoda; Malacostraca; Decapoda; Varunidae
Product: intraflagellar transport protein 25 homolog
Exons: 10
Coding region: 633-1205 (190 amino acids)
Biological process (GO): intraciliary transport
Cellular component (GO): centrosome; intraciliary transport particle B; cilium
Source: RefSeq, a predicted model, not a curated record